AUGAAAGCUUCUUCUGCUAGAAUUACCCAGAGCGAGGUAUUGCCCCUCAAGUCUGACCUUGGAGCUUUGGCCAACAGAAUUAACAAGAGGACCCAGACUGCUCACAACAGCAUCAACAAGUUGAUGGUGCUCAAGUUUUCGCUUGCGCUCAGAGAUGCAAAAAUCUACAGACAGGGCAUCCAGAUGUACUACCACGUUUUCAAGUCCAUCGAGAAAUCCUUACAACGCGAAAUGGCCAGAGAUACGCAAUAUGCAGAGAUCCUCAAGGCGAUAUACAGACCUGCCAUCCUCAGAACCGAAAGAUUACACCAGGACUUGAUGUUUUUCUACGGAGAUGAAAAGAAGUUCGCGACUCCAAUUUUGGAGAAGCAAAUCGAAUUCUGUGAACACAUCGAGAAGGUGACACAGGAAAAGCCAUACUUGUUGCUUGCCUAUAUGCACGUGUUGUACUUGGCUCUCUUUGCUGGUGGAAAGAUCUUCAGCUCGAAGCUGGCACAGACCUUGGGUAUGUUCCCUCACGUUGAGGGGAAGACCGCCGAGGAGGUGAUGCUUGGAGCAACCACAUUCUUCAAGUUCGACGUGGAGGAUGACGAGAGCCUGAGAAUCGAGUACAAGAGAGACUAUGAACUGGCCACUAGAAACUCUCUGACCGAGCACGAGAAGCAGGAGAUUAUUGAGGAGUCGCAGUACGUGUUUGUGACCAACUCUGAGUGUGUCAAGGAGAUUGAGACUCAUAACUUAAAAAGAUUGCAGGGCAAGUUGGCAUACCAGGUUGCUACCAAGGGCUAUUACGUCAUGUGGGUCCUUGCAGUGUUGUGUAUGAUGUACUAUGUGAGGAGCUUCAUUUAA
Molecule: messenger RNA, 849 nt
Organism: Kuraishia capsulata CBS 1993
Lineage: Eukaryota; Fungi; Ascomycota; Pichiomycetes; Pichiales; Pichiaceae
Exons: 1
Coding region: 1-849 (282 amino acids)
Biological process (GO): heme oxidation
Molecular function (GO): heme oxygenase (decyclizing) activity
Source: RefSeq, a predicted model, not a curated record